Messenger RNA from Tigriopus californicus, 2806 nucleotides. Its product is annotated as protein NEDD1-like. Bases 553 to 2739 code for a protein of 728 amino acids. The transcript has 4 exons. NCBI's taxonomy places the organism in Eukaryota, Metazoa, Arthropoda, Copepoda, Harpacticoida, Harpacticidae. The record is from RefSeq and is a predicted model, not a curated record. Gene Ontology annotation, cellular component: ciliary basal body; pericentriolar material; spindle pole. Gene Ontology annotation, molecular function: gamma-tubulin binding. Gene Ontology annotation, biological process: mitotic cell cycle; microtubule nucleation.
CGGUUCUUGACCUCCGGUUGCCUCAUACUCGUUUUCUUUUCCCAGGCUGAGUCAGAGCACAAAGCAUUCCUCAAGAGUCGGCGCAAAGACCCAGCCAGUCUGGCAAGUCUUUAGAGCUCUGAAAAUCUGAGGUGGCCGAUCCAAUCCAAAGUAAGAAUAGCGCUGCUCCAUGAUUCCCGAUCAAGCUGAAUGCGAUGAAACCACUGAAACCUCUAUGGCCCCUUUUCUUCGAUUUCUGUUCAAUGGCUGGCAAAGAAUGAAGUACCAGGCGUGCCUCCCUAGGAUUUUGUGAUUGUAGGCGGGCGGGCGUACGAUCAUGGAGGGCGCGGACAGCGCAGACGGCGCGGACCGACGGGCAGACUUUGUUGUGGAUCCAUACUACUACUGAUUUGAACGAGUCUGGGCGCGUAAUUUUCUCAAGAAAGACUCGAAAACAGGUCCGCCCCCGCAUUGAUUUGGAGCAUCCCAAUUGUUCUUGAUGAAUUCAUUUUUGAGGAUCGAGAGUCACUCAUAACUAACUAUCAGCCUCGCCAUCUCAAGUAUUCCAGUGCCAUGGCCACCGAAUCCUAUCACUUGUCCGUGGGCGGACCCAAGUUAGUGGUCUUGAAUUGUUCCGAGGCUUAUGCUCCCCUCCAUGAAUAUGUUCCCUCGAAUAAAUCACCGAUUCUCCAAUCGUCGUGGAGUUCCAAUGGCACGUGCUUGGCCUCCUGUGUUCGCCACAGUGAUAAAGUGGUCAUGACUUAUUCCAAAAGAAACGUGUUUUCCUCAGCCGAAAUCGCCACGGGCUUGAGCCAACCUUUGGCCGUCGUUUUCCCUCGAUCCACGCAAAGAAAGCUGUUCGUGGGCAAUAAUUGUAAGGUGAUCUUGUACGAUAUCGCGAAGAAAAAGGCAGCCAAAGAGUUUGAAGUCAAGGAGCCCUUGUCGUGUCUGGACAUCAGUGUUAAUGAUCAAUAUUUGGGUGCGGGUUGCAAAAGAGGCAGCUUAUUUUUGCUCAACAACAUGACCAAUCAAACCAGUCCGCCAUUAAAGACGGUCGAAGCCGACGAGAUAACAGCCGUUCAUUUCUGUCACGGCUACAAAUCACGUCUAGCCUCAUGCAACGAUGCGGGCUCAGUCAAUUUGUGGGACUGUAACGCGUCCAAGGUGUUGAAGACCUUUCGAGAGCACACAGCUCCAAGCACUGGUCUGGCCUCAUUUCCCUUUAACGAUUUGCUACUAUUGUCAUCCGGGUUGGAUAAGAAAUGCGUGGGCUACGAUGUGAAGAGUGGGGAGACUUGUUCAACUUUGAAAACUGAUUAUCCAUUAACAUCAGUAGAGGCACUCCUCAAUGGAAAUUCUAUAGCUUUGGGCACUUCCAAUGGCAAGGUGCUCAUCUACGAUUUAAGAUCAUUCAACAAGCCUCUAAAAAUUGUCCCUUGUCAAAGUGGAGCCGUGCGCAGUUUGGUGUGUCAACCCCCUCCAGAAACACCUCGAAUUUUACGAUCUCAGCCGUCUAGUACCAAAGUGAAACUCUCCAAUUUCGAGACUUCUUCCUCCUUGAAAGAGAACAUACCGAGUUCGUCUCCGGAUUUGCUCAGGCCGCUAGAAGAAACAACUACCACAACUGGGAUGACGAAGCAGUCAUCCACACCUGAUUUAGGUCGAGACAGUAUUGGCAGUCAAGUCUUUUCACCCUUGAAACAAGCUGGAGUCUCAUCCCCAGCCAUGUCUGUCCAAAGUUUGGGCUCCCAUUACGGUCAAAACAAUGCCAGUAACCUAUCGGUCAAUAACAUAUCACAUGAUAGUCUUUUUUCGCCCUUACGAGAUAACAAUUCGAUCCAUUCCCCUUUGGGAACAAUGUCCGGUGAUAUGAAUUUGUCCUCCAAUGUAACCCGGUUAAGUGUUGGUAAUAACUCUGGUGUCUUCAUCCCCAAAACCCCGAUAGGGAGCUUCAAUAAAAGCUCAGGAACGCCCCUUAUUUCACCAUUGACCAUGAUACGUGAGGAAGACACGUUAGAACAUGACAAAAUAGCUGCACGACUUUCUCAUAGUUUUAUUCAGGCUUCGCAACCCUCUCCGAAAAAGUUCACGCAUGCUAGCAAACCGACAUUAGUGGAGGUAUCCCAAUGUGAGACCCUACCGACUGGUUCGUCCACGGCUUUUCAACAAUCUCGUUUGACCUCAAGCACACCAGCAGCGCUUCUAGCCUCAAAUUUGGAAGGACAGACUCGUCAAGUAGUGCGGAUAGACGACGAAGAUGAGGAAGAUGAAGAUGAGGACGAAAACCACGAGUCCGAAAGGCCCGUAGAUGAUGUGGACUCGUACGACUCGUCCGAUAAAAACAAUUACCGCCGAACUUCAAAGACCAAAGGUGAUGGUGGUGACAUCAAAGCCAUCAUGACAGCCUUUCCACGAGCAUUAAUGGAAACACAACAGUACAUGCAUGACUCCGCAGAUGAGCUUGUUCAAAGAAGUGCCCAAAUCGCGGACCAACGAAAUGGUAAAGAAUCCGCCGGGCACGAGAUAGAUUCGGUGUUUCAGCAAAAAUUCAUGCGAUCCUGCGUGGAAGAAGCUAUGGAUGAAUUUUGUUCUGAGAUGCGACAACAAAUGUGGCACAUGCAGUACGACACAAUCAGGGCAUUUCAAUUGCAAAAAGAAGAGAUGGGAAGACUCUUACGAUCUUAUGCCGUGAACGAAGCCCUUCUUUCAGAGAAUCAGAGACUUAAGCAAGAAAACGAGACCUUAAGAAACUAUUUUUAAUACCAGACUGUUCAUGAAAACUUAUUACAAAUGUUGAAAUAAAAAUGGUGUGGCAUGGUCGUCUUAA